AUGGUUUGCGGGCGGCGUUACUACUGCGACUACUGUGAUACGAGCUUUCCGGAUAGCCUGGUCAACAGGCGGAACCACUUGAAUGGGGCGCGCCACGUCCAAUUGAGACUGGAGUAUAUGCAUCCAUACAGAGAUCCCACAGAAGUACUAGCUGCGGAGCGAUGCAAGCGACUCUGCACGACGUUUCAGCGAACUGGCGCGUGCCAGUAUGGAGUGACUUGUCGGUACUCUCAUUUGACGAGGGAGGAGGAGGCACGUCUUCAGGCAGCAGCGGAACCGGUGCAGGAUCCAAUGCAAGCAGUUUGGGAACUUGAGGAGAUGGUGCGAAGGAGGAGAAACAGUUUGAGGGCUUCGAAAUUACCGAAGGGUUUUAGGUUUGAGGAUCUUCCUUCUUCUGUCAAACGAUGUCUCGAUGAGGGGAAUGUUGACGACGCGAAUCGAGGGUGA
Molecule: messenger RNA, 447 nt
Organism: Echinococcus granulosus
Lineage: Eukaryota; Metazoa; Platyhelminthes; Cestoda; Cyclophyllidea; Taeniidae
Product: Zinc finger matrin-type protein 5
Exons: 4
Coding region: 1-447 (148 amino acids)
Cellular component (GO): U12-type spliceosomal complex
Molecular function (GO): zinc ion binding
Source: RefSeq, a predicted model, not a curated record